This is a messenger RNA of Trichechus manatus latirostris (Florida manatee), 4093 nucleotides long. RefSeq names its product chromosome unknown C18orf54 homolog (gene CUNH18orf54). The record is from RefSeq and is a predicted model, not a curated record. The transcript has 7 exons. The coding region runs from base 821 to 2428 and encodes 535 amino acids. Lineage: Eukaryota; Metazoa; Chordata; Mammalia; Sirenia; Trichechidae.
UACAUACAAUGUUGCAGCCCGUAAUUUGCUGAUGUUUUCAUUCUCAGAUGUUCACUGGCAGAUGUUUAUAGGUAAUGUUUCCAUCCCCUAAAGACAGAUAAAGAUCAGAUUUAUGAAGAUACUGAUAAUCAAAGGCAAUAAUAAUGAAAAUUAAAAAAAAAAAGAGGUAUUCGACUUACAUGAAAACCAACUUAUGAUGGGGCGUUGGAAUGGAACCCUGUUGUAAAUUGAGGACGACAUGUGGUUACAUAUUAGCAUUUACAACAUUGAAAGUGGAGCUUCUUCUCCAUUGUUUCUUCUUGUUUCCAAUAGUCAUUUGACACAUUAAAAAAUUUAUUGAACGCUUACUACAUGCAGUGCAUUGUAGAAGGCUUAUGAAUUUAAAAAUAUUCUGUACAGGGGAAUCUUAAGUAUUGUGAUGUCACAGAAUAUAGCACUAUAAGAAAAAGACUUCACCUGUAGUUUUUAGGACUUUAAAAAAAAGUGAGUCCUCUUUCCUUGCUACUUUCCAUAUAUAUUCUCAGAAAAUUUUUGUAUACGUACUUUGGGACACAUAGUACUCAAUAAAUGUUUGCUAAAUCACUGAUGAAGGAAUUUACAGUAAUUAAAAUAAUAGAAAAUCUGUGAUUUACAAUACCAAAAAGGAGUAUUUCUAGAUAAUGGAUUUUAUUCUUUAAAGGAAAUUACAAAAAAUUUACUUAUUUAGUAAUUUCUCUGCCUAUGAUCCAUUACUUCUUUUAAUUGGAACAGUAACCUUUUGCUUUUGUAUUACAGUUAUUUUUAAGAGAAAUGAAUAGAAAUAACGCAUUUUGAGGAAGCCAUGGCAAAAUCAAAUACAAAACACAGAACUUGUUCUCGAGAAUCUUCAGUAUCUUCUCUUCUGUCAAGCUGCAACCUGAGUGGUACUAAUUCGUCUAAUUCUGGUGGCUGUUUUCAGUAUAAGGAUAAAUUAUACAGCUCUGCUUCUCAGGCUUUACAGGCCUAUAUUGAUGAUUAUGAUCUAAGCCGAAUAUAUCCUGGUGCAAGCACUGGAAAGAUUAACAUUGAUGAGGGUUCUACUAAUAUGUCAAAAUUCUCCACUUAUGUUUAUAAAAACAAUGCUUUUGAAAAUCUUGAUCACAAGAAGAGCUCAAUCUCCUUGUCGUUAUCCCAUAGAAAACAGACUCUUAAUGACAUAGACUCCAUUAGCCUAACUACUGAUGAUCUAUUAAAACUUCCAGCAGAUGGAUCAUUACCUUCUUCCACUUAUGUCGGACCAGGUCACCGAACUAACAGGAAAAACAAGAAAUGCUUUGGAAGACUAGGUUCAUCAGACGUUGAAAAGAAUCCAAAUUUUCAAGAACCCUUCUUUCCUGUGGGCAAGGAUAACUUAGUUACUUCUCUUGUAUACACAAAUGUAAAUGGAAAGCAACGUGUUAGGCUAAAAAAUGCAAAAAUUGCGAAUAAGACUAAUAAAUGCGUUUCUGAACCAUCUUUGUCUUUUUCCAAGAAGUCAUCGUCCAAGGACAGUUCAGAACACAAUCUUGAAAAGAAUUAUCCAAGAUGGCUUACUAGUCAGAAAUCUGACCUCAAUGUUUCAGGGAUAACUAGUAUACCUGAUUUCAAAUAUCCAGUCUGGCUCCACAAUCAAGACUUGCUACCUGAUACAAGUAGUCAAAGGACUUAUAAAAUACUGAAAGAAGAUCAGUGUUCCCCUAAACAUAGUUAUCAGGCACAAAGAACUUCUCGGCAUAUGAAUAAGUUAGAUUGUUUUGAAUAUUCUUUUGAACCCUCAAACUUUUCAAAUUCCUUGCAUGAUGAUAAAGGAUUAGUUAAUGAGUACAAAUGUGAUUUUGAGUGUAGCCAAUGUCACUAUGAGAAUCCACUUCUCCCAGGACAAUCCAAAAAGCCAUUCAGUGAUGACAAAAUUGAAUUGCUUAUCCUGAAAGCCAAGAGAAAUCUAGAGCAUUCUACUGAAGAAUUACCAAGCUCUAUGAAAAAUGAUGGCAGUCCUUGCUCAUUAGAUAAACUUGAAGCAGAAAGAUCAUGGGAAAAUAUUCCUGUUACUUUCAAAUCACCUGUUCCUGUUUACUCUGAUGAUAAUCCUCAACAAACCUCAAACGUGAAAUAUGCUAAAGAGUUCCUUGAAGACUUUUUAAAUAAUGAUAAUCAGAGCUGUACCCUUUCUGGAGGCAAACACCAUGGUCCUGUUGAAGCCCUGAAACAAAUGUUAUUUAAUCUUCAAGCAGUACAAGAAAGUUUUAAUCAGAAUAAAACCACAGAGCCAACAGAAGGGACUAAGCAAGUUUCAGAAGAUGAAUUUUCUAAAUUGCAGCUGAAGGAAAGUAUGAUUCCUAUUACUAGGUCACUUCAAAAGGCAUUGCACCAUUUAUCUCGCCUGAGAGACCUGGUUGAUGAUACCAGUGGGAAACAGUCACCGAAAAUAUGAAGAGGAAAAUAUAACUGCCUAACCAAUAAAUAGUCACCACAAAACAAAAACGUUUUUUAUUCUAUUACUUAAACUGACAAAGUAAUUAUAAGCCAUAUAUUAUUCUGUAACUGGUACAAGUAUUAUGUAUUUCUAAACAAACAAACUUGAGCGUGUUCACAGGUUUUGUGACCUAUCCUCAUUUUGUGCCAAAAUACAAGAAUCUGAACUGAGAGGACCCACAGAGAUGUGAAAGCCUGACUUUGGACUUCACGCCCACAGAUGCCUAAUAUUCAAAGGUGAAUGAUUUCCAUUCUUGAAGGUUUACAUGGACUUAACCUUCUUCAGUGUCCUCAUUAUUUUAUUAUCUGAUUCUGGAUAAUUAAAAAACUCUUCCAGGUUUCUAUCUAAAGUGUCUUAAGUUAAAUAGACUUUUUGAUAUGCGUAGCAUCUCCAUUUAAGGAGCUUAAAGGAAUAUGAAAAUUGUUGUGAUGUAUCUUACUCAUAUAGAAGUCUUUUAAGUUUUUGUAAAUCAAAUACUUAAGGUAUGUUCUGUUUGCAAAUGACAUCAAUUUAAUAGGGGUGAUGCAGUGCUAAAAGGAAUAUUCUUUUAUGUUGUGAUACUCAAGAGAACCUCAUUUAAUUAAUGCUUUGAUUAUAUGUAAGAUAAUCUUGAUAAUAUUUGACGGUAUACAAAAUAUUUUGGGAUAUUUGAAAAUGUAAUAUUUUGAUAUUAGAUUAUUUCCCAGAUUUUAGUUUUGGUAUUAACUCAGACUAGUAAUAACUAUAAGAUAAAUAGCCAGUUGCUUUAUGAAAUUUCAUAAGUAAACUUAAAGAAAAUGGAUAUGGCAAAUCAGAGAGCAAAUCGCUGUUGUAAAGUUAUUUGGUAAGAGCUGAGCUUUCUUUAAAGCAGUCAGUCCUGCUCAGAAUUAGUCUCUAGCUGGAACUGAACAGAGCUUUGUAAUUUUGCAAUUUCUACCAAGUGAACUUCUAAUAAGCAGGAAGCAUCUUUAUCAGUAAAACCAAGAAUUAAACCAUAAAGCUUAACUAAUGUUGCAUGUUAAAAAAGCCUAAUGAAAUUAAACAGUAUAUAUGUAUACAAAUACUACAAAUUAACUCUUUACCCAGCUGACAGCAUUUUUGCUAAGUAAAUUUACUGUCAAGUAGACCAGAAUUUCUAAGUACAUUGGGUCAAAUAAUUUCUUUUGUCUAAAUUGCUCAGGCACUGUUUAAUACCUUUGUUAUAGUACUGACAUGUCAAAGAUUGUAGUUAGCCCUGUCUUUUUAAAAAUUUUUUUCUUGACCAGUCAGUUAAUGUCACCAUACUACUCUUUGCCCAGUUUGAAAGACAUUUGCCAAGAGCUUUGUUUUGUUUACUCUGUGGAGGUCUUUCUGCCACUGACAUUCUGUUUCCUGAUUGUGGUCUUCUGCUUCACAGCAAAUAGUUUGGAUAAUCAAAUAUGGAAUUACCUUAAUGGUUAAAGUAUGGCUGGAUGUUAAAAUACAGGUUUUAACUGGGUAAGCAUUAGGUGGAUCUGGCUCAUGUUCCAGGCGAGUGAAAGCAUCCAUUAGACAAAUUCUAAAGAAAGCACAGAAGUUAAAGACAUCGGGAAUAAACUUUCAAUUGUGUAUUAAAUAUAUGUCGAUACAUGUAAUAUUAGUCCUGGUGGUACAGUGGUCAAAAGU